Messenger RNA from Anopheles nili, 1035 nucleotides. It is a transcript of the gene mmd, whose product is annotated as disintegrin and metalloproteinase domain-containing protein 12. Gene Ontology annotation, molecular function: metalloendopeptidase activity. The transcript has 6 exons. The record is from RefSeq and is a predicted model, not a curated record. Gene Ontology annotation, biological process: membrane protein ectodomain proteolysis. Lineage: Eukaryota; Metazoa; Arthropoda; Insecta; Diptera; Culicidae. Bases 1 to 1035 code for a protein of 344 amino acids.
AUGGGUAUAGCCCCGAACAAUACAGCUGAAACGGAGUAUUUUCGUACACUCAACACGCGUGUGUCUGUUGUCUACAUUGAAACAUGGCAAGGUCAGAAUCAGGCUCAAAUAGAUGGAGGAAAAGAUAUUAGUAAAGCAAUAUCUAAUUUCAAUGAUUAUACAUCAAGAAAUUUGUAUAAAAUAGAUAAAGAUACUACUCAGCUUCUAACCGGAGAAACAUUUGCUGGAGGUGAAGUUGGUAUGUCCGUACCAGAAACCGUAUGUACACCAAAAGCUGUAGGUCUUAGCGUCGAUAUUAAUCCUUAUGAGCCACAUCUGUUAGCUGGAACUAUGGCGCAUAUGAUAGGUCACAACAUAGGAAUGGGUCACGAUGAUAAUCGUGACGAGUGCAUCUGUAGGGACUGGCAUGGAUGCAUAAUGUCACAAUCCAUAGUUGGAUUGGAAAACGUACAGCCAUAUAAAUUUUCAGAAUGCAGUCGAUUAGAUUACAUAGAUGCUCUUCGUAUCGGUCAUGGCUUGUGUCUACUCAACAAGCCAAACGAGGUUGAGCUUCGGAAGAACUGUGGAAAUGGAAUUGUGGAGGAUGACGAGGAAUGCGAUUGUGGAAGUACACUAGAUUGCGACAAAACUGAUCCCUGCUGUGAUGGCAUCACAUGCAAAUUGAAGAAAGAGUCCCAAUGUGCAACUGGACCUUGCUGUGAUAAAUGUAUUCUAAAACCACCGGGUGUCAUAUGCAGGGAUGCGCAUAAUGAGUGCGAUUUGCCAGAAUAUUGCAAUGGAGAAUCCGGCCAGUGCCCAUCCGACGUGCAUAAAAAAAACGGAAAUCCAUGUGGAAUAAACUCAACUGGAAUUUCGACAGGAUAUUGUUUCAAUGGUGUUUGUCCCACCACUGCGAUUCAGUGUGAACGGAUCUGGGGCUAUAGCGGUACAGGGGCAGAUCGUGUUUGUUACGAACAGUUCAAUUCCAAGGGAUCGAUAAAUGGUCAUUGCGGUAAAGAUGUCAGUGGCAAUUAUGUGAAAUGUGAUCCUGAGUAA